Messenger RNA from Laetiporus sulphureus 93-53, 2991 nucleotides. Its product is annotated as RNB-domain-containing protein. Lineage: Eukaryota; Fungi; Basidiomycota; Agaricomycetes; Polyporales; Laetiporaceae. Gene Ontology annotation, biological process: rRNA catabolic process. The coding region runs from base 1 to 2991 and encodes 996 amino acids. The transcript is spliced from 18 exons. Gene Ontology annotation, cellular component: nuclear exosome (RNase complex); cytoplasmic exosome (RNase complex). Gene Ontology annotation, molecular function: 3'-5'-RNA exonuclease activity; endonuclease activity; RNA binding. The record is from RefSeq and is a predicted model, not a curated record.
AUGGUUGAAAUUACCAUCCGAAAGAGAUCACGGACUGAAGCAGUGGUCACACAGCGCAAGUUCUUCAAGAAGACAGCCCGAGGGAAGGUCGUCAAAGCAGUACUUCGCGAAAGAUACCUACGGGACGAUGUAGGAUGCGGUAUACACGGCUGUAGCGUGUGUUCAGACACGACCCAAUUCAACCUACCUUCCACUGGGUCGCUCGAGCAUGAGCUCUUCCCUGAUGGGCAUUAUAUUUUGCCGGAUACCAAUGAGUUCCUCUCCCAGAUGGAUCUGUUCGAGUCCGAUGCCUUUGCUCCUCCAUUGAUCUUGUUGCAAACCGUCGUGGAAGAAGUCCGGCAUCGCUCGCUGCCGCUCUAUAAUCGACUGAAGACACUCAUGAAGACUGAGGGCAAGAAGAUUUGGGUCUUCUACAACGAGUAUCGCUCUGAGACAGCCAUCAUCCGCGAGGAGGGAGAGUCUCCUAACGACCGAAAUGAUAGAGGCAUCAGAAAAGCUACAACGUGGUACAACUCACACAUAUCUCUCGCACGCCCUCCUGUUCGCGGCCAAUCAAAACGAGUACUGCCGACUGUCGUCCUUCUCACAGACGACGUCGCGAACCGUCAAAAAGCGGAGAAAGACGGACUAAAUUGCGUGUCAGGCAAGCUCUAUCUCCCAAAGGCUUAUGUAGAAGGAAUGAAAAAUCCCGCCAAUCUUCUCGAUUUGCUCUCGACGGCGGUAUCAGAAGAGAUCGAGCCAACGAAAGCGGUAGCCGCUCGCCAAGCUUUGUAUCCAGAUUAUUUGUCGCUGUCAACGCUGCUUGCCGGAGUCAAGUUCGGCCAGCUGCAUCAAGGCCAUUUCAAUGCGAAUCAAUAUAACUAUCUUGAGGGGAGUGUGCCGGUACCAGCUCUCGACAAGCCUAUCCUACUUAUCGGACGCGAAAAUAUGAACCGUGCUGUGCAGGGAGACAUCGUCGCCGUCGAAAUCUUCGACGAAAAAGAGUGGAAAGCACCUGCAGAUGAGGUUGUCGAUCAAGAGACAACGCUCAGGAACGAUGAUGCCGAAGAGUCAGAAGAAGAGGAGGACGAUGAGGAGAUUCUCGCUGAGCGUCGUGUAGUGCAGGCUGAACUCGCGAAAAGACAAGCUGCCACAAAGCAGCCAACAGGGCGCGUCGUUGGAAUUAUCAAGCGCAACUGGAGAUCAUACGUAUGCCACAUUGACAGCACCUCGCUAACAUCGUCAAGCACCACCUCGCUCUCUCAACAAACCGUGUUCGCGACCCCAGUCUCACGCCUCCUCCCUCGCAUCCGCAUGCGUACACGCCAGGCACCAGCGCUCCUCGGGCAGAAGAUCCUUGUUACGAUCGACAAGUGGGACAGCACGUCGCGAUACCCCGAGGGCCACUUCGUGCGCGCACUCGGCAAGGUUGAGAGCAAGGAGGCCGAACAGGAGAGUCUGUUGCUGGAGUAUGACAUCCCGUACAGGCCGUUCGGAAAAGCUAUUUUGGAUUGUUUGCCGCCUGAGGGCGACAGUUGGGUCGUUCCGCCGAAGGACCUUACUCACCCGGAAUGGAGGGAUAGGGAGGAUUUGAGGGACCUGAUUAUUUGCAGCAUAGAUCCUCCAGCUUGUCAAGAUAUUGAUGAUGCAUUGCAUGCUCGUCCACUGCCCAAUGGCAACAUCGAGGCGGGCGUCCAUAUUGCCGAUGUCUCGCACUUCGUGCUUCCGGACAAUCCAAUGGAUCACGAGGCCGCGGCAAGAGGAACGACCGUAUAUCUCGUUGACAAGCGAAUAGACAUGCUGCCAGCCCUCCUUGGAACGAACCUGUGCUCUCUUCGACCUCACGUUGAGCGCCUUGCGUUCUCAGUAAUUUGGGAACUGACUCCUGAAGCAGAGAUUGUCAAUGUUCGGUUCAAGAAGUCCGUGAUUGCCUCGAAGUCGGCGUUCACUUACAAGGAAGCGCAGACUCGAAAGGAUGACCCGAAGUUGAACGACGAUUUGACGAGGAGUAUCCGGCUGCUCAAUUCGCUCGCUCGCAAGCUAAAGGAAGUCAGAAUGGCCGCUGGUGCGCUGAACUUGGCCUCCCCAGAGGUCAAGAUACAGAUGGACAGUUCUGAGUCAUCGGAUCCGAUCGAUGUCGAGCAGAAGGAGCUGCUGGAAACGAACAGCUUGGUGGAGGAGUUCAUGUUGCUUGCGAACAUCAGUGUGGCAAGGGAGAUCGAGGAGGCGUUCCCGCAGACUGCCGUCCUCAGACGGCAUCUUCCUCCUCCUCGAGCGAAUUUCGAGAAGCUGCAAGAUAUACUGCUCAAACGCAGGGGGAUGAAGCUCGACGUGUCCAGUUCCGGAGCACUUGCGGCCUCACUGGAUAAGUGCAUUGAUCCAGACGAGCCUGCAUUCAAUACCCUUGUCCGCAUCAUGGCGACACGCUGCAUGUUAGCUGCGGAGUACUUCUGCUCCGGAAGUGUCGCACGGGACACAUUCGGACACUAUGGUCUGGCCAUGCCGAUAUAUACUCACUUCACCAGUCCUAUCCGACGCUAUGCCGACGUGCUUGUCCAUCGCCAGCUUUCUGCUGCAAUAGGCUACUCCUCUCUCCACGCGACACUGCACUCGAAGUCCCAUGUCGAGCGUGUGCUCGAUGUGGUGAACCGACGACAUAGGAUGGCUCAGAGGGCUGGCCGAGCAAGUGUGGAGUUCUACGUCUCCUUGGCGCUGAGGGCACGCGGGGAGAAAGGAUCGACGGUUGAGGAGGCUUUUGUAAUCAGAACGUUCAGAAAUGGCGUAGCCGUCUACGUGUCGAAACUGGGCAUCGAGGGCCUCGUGACGUUCAAGCAGGAGAUCCAAUUUGAUGCGGAUGCGUACACUAUCACGGUGCCUUCCGCGACCAAGCCCUCCACUAUUGCUGUGUUUGACAAAGUCAAGGUCAAUGUCGAGAUCGAAAAGGACAAGAACACCCAACGCGGACGAGUGAAGAUGUUUCUGGUCAGUCCCAUCGAUUCGCGAAAUCUUUAG